This is a messenger RNA of Sclerotinia sclerotiorum 1980 UF-70, 210 nucleotides long. RefSeq lists its product with no specific name. Lineage: Eukaryota; Fungi; Ascomycota; Leotiomycetes; Helotiales; Sclerotiniaceae. The transcript has a single exon. The record is from RefSeq and is a predicted model, not a curated record. Bases 1 to 210 code for a protein of 69 amino acids.
AUGUUGAUGAGCGCAGCAUGUGGCACAUGGAUAUGUGAAGGUCUUGGCGAUGUCGAAGUUUGUGGGAAUGGCACAUUCGUGCGAAUAAAAGAAAUGCUCGACGGGCUUGCAGCACCUGGAGGGAAGGUUUCCGACUGGCGCCCUCAAUCCGCCCUUAACUCACUUUGUGUCAUCAAAUCAGGCACAGAGCCAGGCGGCGAAGACAUAUAG